Messenger RNA from Rotaria sp. Silwood2, 1557 nucleotides. NCBI's taxonomy places the organism in Eukaryota, Metazoa, Rotifera, Eurotatoria, Philodinida, Philodinidae. The record is from the annotation of a GenBank genome assembly.
AUGCUGAAAAUACUCUUAUAUUGGGCAACUCAAUCGAAUAAACAACACUUAAAAUUUCUAUUCUAUCUAGUUUCUUUGAUCGAGACGACCACAUCUAUUCCACAUAUUGAUGACUAUCAUGCAAACAUCGACGAUCACCAUCCUAAAAUUGUCUGUCUUAUAUGGCUCGAUGCCAACAUAAGCGUUGAAGAAAAUCGAAAUACCGAACAAAGAUUGCGUUCUAUUAUUAACAAUCUCUUAAAGUUUCAAGACGUAACACAGUGUCAAAAAUAUAUUGAAGAACGAUCACAUAAAGAUCGACUAAUAAUGAUUGUUAGUGGUCAAUUAGGACAAGAAAUAGUUCCUUCGAUUCAUAAACUUCAACAAGUUGUAUCAAUAUAUGUAUACUGCAUGAAUAAGGAAAAGAACGAACAAUGGGCUCGCACAUUUGCAAAAGUAAAAGCUGUUGUUGUUGAACUUGAUGAGCUCAUUUUUCGAAUUGGAGCUGAUCAUAGAAUUCAGAAAAUAGUAGAAGAACCUUUGUCCAUUAAUAUUUUUACUACAAGUACUAGUGCAGGUACAUCAACCAUGGGUAUUAAUGGUCAAUUUGUUUAUUCUCAACUUCUGAUUGAUUGUCUUCUCCGAUUAAAAUACAUUGAAGCAGAUAAACAAGAACUUAUUUGCCUUUGUAAACAGAAAUAUGAGAAUGACAUUGCUGAAUUACACAAUCUUCAUGAAUUUGACAAGAAAUAUUCAGCAAACAGAGCUCUAUGGUGGUAUACAAGAGAAUCAUUCUUUUACAAGACUCUUAAUGAAGCUCUGCGUAUGCAAGAUAUUCAUUUAAUUUUUUUAUUUCGUGUGUUUAUUUUCAAUAUUUAUAAUCAAUUGAAAGAAAACCAAGCUAAACAAGCUCUACGAGUUUAUCGUAGCCAGAGGAUGUCAAGUGAUGAAUUGGAACCUUUGAAACAAUGUCAUGGUCAGUUAAUUUCAGUAAAUUCAUUCUUUUCCACUAGUACUAACAAACAAAAAGCUCUUUCAUUUCUUAAUCUUUCUGAUGCUACAAGCAACUUCGAAUCUGUACUAUUUGAAAUUGAUGCUGAUCCUCUCGUGGCUAUUACAAAACCAUUCGCUGAUAUCAGUCCACAUAGUGCAUAUCCUGGCGAAGCAGAAAUUCUUUUUAUGCUUGGUUCUAUUUUUCGUUUGAAAAGUAUCAAACGCAGUGGUGAUAGUCAUGUAUGGAUUAUCGAAAUGACUUUAUGUAGUGAUAAUGAACAUGAAUUAAAGCACGUUCUUAUGGAUAUGAAACAAAAAUUUGGAAGUGGAGAAACAGAUCUUCGAACAUUAGGAAGACUACUAUCGGGGAUGAGUAAAUUUGAUUUGGCUGAGAAAUAUUUUAUUCGCUUGACAGAACAACUCUCAGUCGAUGACACUUUACUUGAUGAUUUAUAUGAAGAUCUAGCCAAUCUCGCAGCACAAGCCGGUAAUUUCGACAAGGGUAUGGAAUGGCGUAAGAAAGCUAUUGUAGUGAAAAAGCAAAGACUAUUAGCUGGUAAGCAACCCUUUUAUUCAGUUUACUAA